Podarcis raffonei (Aeolian wall lizard) is the source of this 3469-nucleotide messenger RNA. RefSeq names its product GDNF inducible zinc finger protein 1 (gene GZF1). Gene Ontology annotation, biological process: regulation of immune system process; negative regulation of transcription by RNA polymerase II; regulation of cytokine production. The record is from RefSeq and is a predicted model, not a curated record. Gene Ontology annotation, molecular function: protein binding. Bases 869 to 3001 code for a protein of 710 amino acids. Lineage: Eukaryota; Metazoa; Chordata; Lepidosauria; Squamata; Lacertidae. The transcript has 6 exons.
UAUUUCUUAAUCCAAGGUGUGCAUUGCAUAUGUCUCUUGUUUUACCAUGUCAGGAACACUGAAGUUCCCUAAUUGCUGCAUCUCAGGACUUCUGUGGCUGUCAUGACAGUUCCACAGUGUUUUUGGCCAAAUAAGCAAAGCAGGCCACACGUUGAUAUGAUUUCUACAAUGGUUAGGAAGGAGGUGAUGGAGGAGGGAAUUAAUGAUGUCUCCUUUGUUACUGGUGACUCAUUCUUUGUUAGCCAGCCUGUUAAGCUGCUCUUCCCCCAACAGCUGAUGGAUCCUGCUGGCUUCAUAUCAACCCUACAGAUAACUUCGGCUGCUAUGACCAGCUGCUUUACUUGAAGACCUAGUCAUUUCUUUGAAUAGGGAAUUGGCGUGUGUGGUUGACACAAUAACACCGAUGUAAAACUGACAGCUGAAAAAAGGGUGCCUAGAAGCAUGAAGUCAAUUAAAAGCGAAGGAUAAGAAGCUCAGCUGAAAGUUUUAUUAUUAUUUAUUACCAGAUUUAUACCAAUCCCUUCUGAUGCCUUUACAUUGCUCAGGGCAACUAACAGCAAACCAAUAAAAACACAAAAUCAUCCUAAAAGCUAACAACAUGCAGUUAUUGCAUGCUCUAAAUUGUACCUUUAUUUAGCCUUUUUCCGUGGUUCGGAACAUAAUAUUGAUGCUUUUUUCAUUCUACUGGAUGUGCUUGUAUUGGAGCAGAAGUUAAAAUGUGGCUCAUCUGUAUUGCUUGCUGAUAUUCUUGCUAAGAAUAUAGGAUGAGCUUAUUUACGUUCUUAAGCAGGAGUGCCUUCAAGAUUGCCGAACAGAGAUUACUUAUAUGUUAAUUAUUUAGAGAUCCCAAGUUUCAGAAAGGAAGAAGAUGCCCAGUAAUGCUGUUCUCUUGGAAUCCAAAUCCUCACCCAUCAACCUUCUAAAUGAAAUGCAGCAACUGCGUCUCCUAGGACACCUUUGUGAUGUGACUGUCAGCGUGGAAUAUCAAGGGGUCAAGGCAGACUUUGUUGCUCACAAAGCUGUCCUGGCAGCAACCAGCAAGUUUUUUAAAGAGGUGUUUCUCAAUGAAAAGUGCAUGGACGGACUAAGGACAAAUGUACUAUUGAACGAGGUCCAGGUAGUGGACUUUGCAUCUUUUCUUGAGUUUGUAUAUACUGCCAGGGUAGAGGUAGAAGAAGACCGGGUUCAACGCAUGCUGGAAAUGGCCGAGAAGCUAAAGUGCUUGGACUUGUCGGAAACCUGCUUUCAGCUCAAGAAGCAGAUGCUCGAAUCGGUGUUGUUGGAGUUGCAGAAUUUUUCCGAGUCACAGGAUGCGGCGGAGGACAGCGGUUCCCAGCCAGGCAACUUGCUUGAGCCGAGGGCAGUCGCGGAGACGCCGGGGGACAACACGGACCGUGUUGCGGAUUCUCCUCUCGGCAGACCCAGGGACGGCGAGGGCCUUGAGGCUCCCGCCGCUAAAUUAAAGGAGAAGUUAGACAAGAGGAAAGAAGCCGUGAAGACGUCCUGCGCCAAGAUCAGGAGAGCCAGCGGAAGACUUGCUGGCCGGAAGGUGUUUGUGGAGAUCCCCAAGAAAAAGUACACGAGGCGCCUUCGAGAGCAACAAAAGUAUGCGGAGGCUGUGGCCGAGGAGAGUCGGCUCUCCAAAGACCACGGCAUCCAUAAGGAAGGGGAGGAGAAGAAAGAUGAAGAAGAAGAGGAGAAAGGACAAGUGGUGAGCGUCGUGAAAUCUGAAAGCAAAGGGUGCGAUGGCACCGACGACCUGGAGGAAAACCUGACUAAACUGGAGGACGAUAAAAAGAACCGUGGCGGCAACUUUACCUGCAGCACCUGCGAGAGAGAGUUCCUGUAUGAGAAGAGCUUUCUGAAGCACAUCAGGCACAGCCAUGGGAUCGCGGCCGAAGUCAUUUACCGUUGCGAAACCUGCAGCCAGACUUUUGCCAACCGGUGCAACCUCAAAAGCCACGAGCGCCACGUCCACAGCAGCGAGCGCCACUUCCCUUGCGAGCUCUGUGGUAAGAAGUUCAAGAGGAAGAAGGACGUCAAGAGGCACAUUCUGCAGGUUCAUGAGGGUGGUGGGGAGCGUCAUCACUGCCUACAAUGUGGAAAGGGUUUGAGCUCCAAAACGGCCUUGCGGCUUCAUGAAAGGACACAUACAGGCGACAAGCCUUAUGGGUGCACAGAGUGUGAGGCUAAGUUUUCUCAGCCUUCGGCACUUAAAACACACAUGAGAAUCCAUACUGGUGAAAAGCCUUUCGUUUGUGGCGAUUGUGGAGCAAAAUUCACACAGAAUCACAUGCUGAUCUAUCAUAAAAGAUGCCACACAGGGGAACGACCUUUCAUGUGUGAAACGUGUGGGAAGAGCUUUGCCUCUAAGGAGUAUCUGAAACACCACAACCGAAUCCACACGGGGUCCAAGCCAUUUAAAUGCGAAGUUUGCUUCCGAACAUUUGCACAGAGGAAUUCACUGUAUCAGCACAUAAAAGUUCAUACAGGUGAGCGUCCCUACUGUUGUGAUCAGUGUGGCAAACAGUUCACCCAGCUCAAUGCCCUGCAACGCCAUCAUCGGAUUCACACAGGGGAGAAACCGUUCAUGUGCAACGCUUGUGGCCGGACAUUUACCGACAAAUCUACUCUUCGGCGGCACACCUCUAUUCAUGAUAAAAACACACCUUGGAAGUCUUUCCUUGUGGUUGUUGAAGGAGCGUCUAAGAAGGAUGAGGAUCAUAAAACAGAGGCAGACUAUAACGUGGCUCGUUCCAAAAUAUCCGAGAAGCUGCUGUCGUUCUCUGAAAAUGGGCACUAUCAGGGUCUGACGGCUAUCCAAGGAAAUCUGACUGCGCUGCAUGAAAAUGGAACGUCCGCAGUGACAGACUGCAAAUCAAAGGGCGCUGCAGGGUCUCCGGAAACCACCGUAGCUACAACUUUGCAUGAUCUCACAGUGUUGCACACCCAGACUGACUCAUUCCAGCCUCCACUUUACACCUUGGUGACUAUAGAAUAGCACUUGCUACAAAGGAGGAAACUCCAGCUGGGGAUAAUCUCUGAAAUACUGUAGUACACAGUAUCCAUGAUCCAUGUAAAGAAGAAAGGGUUACUAUGGAUGAUCUUAAUAUCCUGGAUUCUCUCAAAACCAUUACUUCUCAAGUUGUCUUUCAACUGAAGGAUUCUCUCUCAUCCCGUUUGUUAAAGAGAAAAUUAUUCUCUCUUUCGUAUGCUGUCUCUGUAAUUUUGAAGUAGAUUUCAGAUUACAGAGUCAGUGCAAAAAAGUGAAGUUUUAAUCCAGAUUUUUCCUUUCCUUCAGCAGAAUGGUUUCUUUGGAGUGAUUGUUUUCCCUCUGAAAGGAGACUCGUUCUGUGCUGGUGUUGUUUAAAAUCUCUUAAUCGACACUGAUUUUACAUUGUAUGGAAACGAACGUGAGAUCGUGUAGCGCAAUCUCUCUGGGCCCAAUAUGAAAUGCAGUUUUAAUAAA